AUGGAACAACUUAUUCAUCGACUGGAUGUAAUGAAGGAGCAUUAUGCUCAAGAGGAGUAUGGGCCCUUCAAUCAGCGAAUCCAUAUAACAGUUCGUAGAGAGAGGUUGGUGACAGCGAUGAAAAUGCUUAUGAAGGAGAAGAAGGAAACCAGGAGUUUGAAAAUCAGGAGCCUUGAGUCUAACAUCAUAGGCAAAACACGCAUCGAGGGCAUGCAGAUCAUGAUGUUGCAACUCAGGCAAAGGUCAAUGAGCUUUGAUCAAUUUACUGAUCGCUUCCACAAAUUGGCUGUUCGUAGUAAGGUUGUGGAGACUGAGCAACAGACCUUAGCUCGAUAUCACACAGGACUAAGCAAUGAGCUGUGCAAAAAUGAUAACGAACAAAACCCUGCCACCAGAAGAGAUCUGCUCAUCGGUCUCGGUGGACUCUAUGGAGCAACUAGACUUAGUGAUCCAUUUGCCUAUGCUAACCCCAUUGCACCCCCAGACUUAACCCAAUGUGAGCUCGUUACCCUGCCAUCCGAAAGUAAUCCCACGAACUGUUGCCCUCAAACUUCCACAAAGAUCAAAAACUUCGAAUUCCCUUCUGCGUCCUCCCCAAUGCGCAUUAGGCCUGCUGCUCAUUUAGUUGAUAAAGCCUACCUAGCUAAAUACGCCAAAGCCAUUGCACUGAUGAAAAGUCUUCCUGACGAUGAUCCACGUAGCUUCAAGAACCAAGCUAACGUUCAUUGUGCUUAUUGUGAUGGUGCUUAUCACCAAGCAGGCUUUCCUGAUUUACAACUUCAAAUUCACUUCUCGUGGCUCUUCUUUCCAUGGCAUAGAGCCUAUUUAUACUACUUCGAAAGAAUCUUGGGUAAACUGAUUGAUGAUCCAACUUUCGCUUUGCCUUUCUGGAAUUGGGAUGCCCCUGCCGGCAUGCAAAUGCCAGCCAUUUUUACUGACCCCCAAUCACCACUUUAUGACCCUCUUCGCGACGCGAAUCACCAACCUCCGACAUUGCUUGAUCUUAAUUACGCCAAAGGAGAUGCGAAUCCAGACCCUGCAAAAGCAGAGGAAUUGUAUGCAUACUAA
Messenger RNA from Populus euphratica (Euphrates poplar), 1068 nucleotides. RefSeq names its product polyphenol oxidase, chloroplastic-like. Gene Ontology annotation, molecular function: oxidoreductase activity. Bases 1 to 1068 code for a protein of 355 amino acids. The transcript is spliced from 3 exons. Lineage: Eukaryota; Viridiplantae; Streptophyta; Magnoliopsida; Malpighiales; Salicaceae. The record is from RefSeq and is a predicted model, not a curated record.